GCUUCAUUCUUUUGAAGUGCGUGUCAGAGCUCAUUUGAUGGAAUAACUAAAUUGGAUGGAGGAAGUCAACUUUAUACUGGAUUAACUUGUUUGGUGGACUAUCAGAUCUAGAUUAGAUUUUUUCCACAUUUUUGCAGUUUCUUUAAUUUCUUAUUGCUUUAGUUUUAGACUUUAAAACGAUUUCUUGACUCAAGACAAGUGGUCUUUACACACACUUUGUACCAUGGCAAACUCUUGUCUCCAACUGAGCGGCUUUCUCCUUAGCUUCCUCGGCUGGCUUGGUAUCAUGAUUGCAACAUCCACAAACGACUGGGUGACUAUGUGUAAAUAUGGGUUGAACACCUGCAAAAAGAUGGAUGAGUUGGGAGCCAAGGGACCCUGGGCGGACUGUGUCAUCUCUACAGCGCUCUACCACUGCGUGACCCUAACUCAGAUCCUUGACCUGCCAGCCUACAUCCAGACAACUCGAGCGCUGAUGGUUACAGGAUCUAUCCUAGGUCUCCCAGCAGUGGGAAUCAUCCUUAUGUCCAUGCCCUGCAUCAGCCUUGGAAAUGAACCCCAGAGCUCCAAGAACAAGCGUGCCAUCUUGGGAGGUGUACUGAUACUUAUAGUUUCAUUGUGUGGUAUGGUGUCUACCAUCUGGUUUCCCAUCGGCGCCCACCAGGAGCAAGGCCUCAUGUCUUUCGGCUUCUCCCUCUACACUGGAUGGGUGGGCACUAUCUUUUGCUUGCUGGGUGGAUCCAUCCUUACCUGCUCAUCUGAAUCCUCCUCUCGCUCCUACCAGGAAAAUAAUUUUUACUACUCCAAACAGGGGGGUGGCAACCUGCCAGCUGCCUCCUCCACCAACCAUGCCAAGAGCGCCCACGUCUGAGUUUGAAGAGAUUCUGAAACCUACAUGGAUGUGUAGGGGACUGUGUUUGUAUAUAGACUUGUGCACAAAAGCAAACAAAUACCUACUCAUGUUAAGUACAAAUCAAUUUGCAUGUCAGUCAGUACUGGAGGAGAAAGAGACAUAUUCACACUCUCUUUCUUUUAGAUUAUAUGGAGGAAGAAAUGCAGAAAGUUUGAGUAAAUGAGCACACAAACAUAAAGUGCACUGAAAUCUGGAUGUAAAAAGACUGUUUUGCUUGAGCUUUGGUUUUGUUCUGCAGAGGUCAUCUUUCAGCCUCCUUAUGUUGGAUGUGGACUCACCCCACUGUUACCUAAUAUACAGUUUCCUAAAUAAAAGGAAUUUUUGUCUAUCAUGUACCCAAAGAUGAAAUCCUGUGAAUGCCUUUGUUGAUGAUUAUUUUUCGUUCUUUCUUUCUUUCUUUCAUUUUCUUGCCAAAAUAAAAAAAGAUUACCUUAUGUUUUGAUUAAAGCAGGGUAUGACAGUAUUAUAGUUUGGACUAAAAUGUGUUCAUAUUGUUUAUGUACAUUGAUUUUUCUCUGACAGUAUUGUACCACUCUUAAGUGACAGACAUGAUUGAAAUAUUGUAGCAGUGCAUUUCCAAGCAUGAUCCGAAGAUAAUGAAUAUGGCAAGAAAGUUUUAUCCAGCAGUAUAAUGCUCUUUGUUGAAUUCUCAGUAUUUGCACUGUAAUAACUUAUUGUACAGUUCAAUUUUUAAUCCUUUUUUCAUUACUAACGUCUGUUUUAGGUAAGAAUAAUUACAUGGCAUAACAAAAGCAUCAUGUAUUUCUAGAGAAGUGUUUGAACAUGUCUGUAGAUGAAAACAUAUUUUUCUGUGUGCACUAAAUCAGCAUCAUGCAGAUGAGCUUCUCUCUAAGGACCUGAUAUUUCCAGCUCAGAUGCAGUGUCAGUUAUGGAUAUUUAUUGUUUCCCAGACAUGCUACGGUUAUUUUUUUUAACAAUAAAGCAUUAAAUGAUUUAAAA
Molecule: messenger RNA, 1873 nt
Organism: Melanotaenia boesemani (Boeseman's rainbowfish)
Lineage: Eukaryota; Metazoa; Chordata; Actinopteri; Atheriniformes; Melanotaeniidae
Gene: cldn11a
Product: claudin 11a
Exons: 3
Coding region: 224-871 (215 amino acids)
Biological process (GO): bicellular tight junction assembly; cell adhesion
Cellular component (GO): plasma membrane; bicellular tight junction
Molecular function (GO): structural molecule activity
Source: RefSeq, a predicted model, not a curated record